Messenger RNA from Oncorhynchus tshawytscha (Chinook salmon), 563 nucleotides. RefSeq names its product phosphoribosyl pyrophosphate synthase-associated protein 2-like. Gene Ontology annotation, biological process: purine nucleotide biosynthetic process; 5-phosphoribose 1-diphosphate biosynthetic process. The record is from RefSeq and is a predicted model, not a curated record. Gene Ontology annotation, cellular component: ribose phosphate diphosphokinase complex; cytoplasm. Gene Ontology annotation, molecular function: ribose phosphate diphosphokinase activity; magnesium ion binding. NCBI's taxonomy places the organism in Eukaryota, Metazoa, Chordata, Actinopteri, Salmoniformes, Salmonidae.
GGCCCAGUCAUUUGCAGAGCGGUUGCGUCUGGGUAUUGCAGUGAUCCAUGGAGAGGCUCAGGAUGCAGAGUCAGACCUGGUGGAUGGAAGACACUCCCCUCCUACUGUCAAGAUACCACUGUUGAUCCCUAAAGAGAAGCCUCCCAUCACAGUGGUAGGAGACGUAGGAGGACGCAUCGCCAUCAUAGUGGAUGACAUCAUCGAUGACGUGGACAGUUUCGUGGCGGCUGCGCAGACGUUGAAGAAGCACGGAGCGUACAAGAUAUUCGUCAUGGCGACGCACGGCAUCCUCUCCUCCGAUGCACCGAAACUCAUAGAGGAAUCUGCCAUCGACAAGGUGGUGGUAACCAACACUAUUCCUCAUGAGCAUCAGAAGCUGCAGUGUAUUAAGAUCCAGACGGUGGACAUCAGCCUGAUCCUCUCUGAAGCCAUCAGACGAAUCUACAACGGAGAGAGCAUGUCCUACCUGUUCAGACACAUCGGACUGGAGGACUGAACACACACACCCACACAGUAAUAACAUAAUGUUACAAUAAUAAUGUUACAAUAAUAACAUAAUGCUA